CAGCUCUCCAUCUGCAACUCAAUCUGGUACCUUUACUCUUUUCGAAUACUUUGUUCUUCAGGCUCGCCCCAUUAACAGUACUACUAUCCGCCGUUACCCAAGUCCAACUGUGAUCCCCAGCCGCUGCCAUGGCCGGCUUCGACUUCUCCAACUACAACCGCAACGCGGCUCUUCACGCCAAGGGAGCACCGCUUCCAAAAGCUACGAGCACAGGUACAACAAUUGUUGGCUGUAUAUUCGACAAUGGUGUUGUGAUCGCCGCAGAUACCAGAGCGACCUCUGGCCCCAUAGUAGCAGACAAGAAUUGCGAGAAGUUACACUACAUCGCACCCAAGAUCUGGUGCGCUGGUGCUGGUACAGCUGCUGAUACCGAGUUCACCACCGCCCUGAUCAGCUCCAACAUCGAACUACACUCUCUGUCGACCGGCCGGCCCCCACGAGUGAUCACUUGCAUGACCAUGCUAAAGCAACACCUUUUCCGCUACCAGGGGUACAUUGGUGCCUACUUGGUCGUUGCUGGUGUCGACCCAACCGGUAUCGGCCUCUACACUGUUCACGCGCACGGAUCGACAGACAAGCUCCCCUACGUGACAAUGGGAUCAGGAUCGCUAGCCGCAAUGUCUGUCUUCGAGUCGACGUGGAAGCCGAAUCUGAACAAAGAGGAAGCCAUCGCCUUGGCGUCUGAAGCUAUCAAGGCCGGUAUUUUUAACGACCUUGGAUCUGGUAGCAAUGUCGAUGUGUGUGUUAUUGAAAAGGAUAAGCCCACGCAACUUCUGCGGAACUACAUGAGGCCCAACGAGCGUGGUCAGAAGGAGAGGGACUACCGCUUCCCCAAGGGCACUACCGCAUACCUGAACGAAAAGGUGUUUACCAAGGAGGAUCUGAGGAAAUAUGUGACCGUUGAGGAGAUCUCUGGUGACCCUAAUUUGAUGGAAGUGGACCCCUAGAUAGAGCUGACAUUUGAUAAUCGAGCGAACCUUUUCUAAUGGAGUACCGCAAGAACUUCCCUACUAU
Messenger RNA from Aspergillus nidulans FGSC A4, 1014 nucleotides. RefSeq names its product proteasome core particle subunit beta 2 (gene pup1). Gene Ontology annotation, cellular component: proteasome storage granule; proteasome complex; proteasome core complex, beta-subunit complex. The coding region runs from base 129 to 947 and encodes 272 amino acids. Lineage: Eukaryota; Fungi; Ascomycota; Eurotiomycetes; Eurotiales; Aspergillaceae. The transcript is spliced from 3 exons. The record is from RefSeq and is a predicted model, not a curated record. Gene Ontology annotation, biological process: proteasomal ubiquitin-independent protein catabolic process; proteasome-mediated ubiquitin-dependent protein catabolic process; protein catabolic process. Gene Ontology annotation, molecular function: endopeptidase activity; threonine-type endopeptidase activity.